CAAAGGCCCAUCAACCAAAAAGCCUUCGUCUUCUACCUCUGGUCCUCUUCAAACGCCCCGUGAGAGAGGCGAAACUUUCCCUCGAAACCCUAGCCUAGCCACUGCCCCUCGCCUCCUUCCCGCUCCCGCCCGCUAGGAAGAGGAAGAUAUGGGCGCCGAGGAGGACGCCGCUGCACGGCGCGAGCGUCUCCGCGCCCUCCGCGCCGCCAAGGAGCUCCUCUCCACCCCCGACGGCGCCCCCACCCCCGCUACCGACGGAGAACAGCAAAAUGGCAACCAUGAGAUGGCAGAAGAGCUAGCAUUACCAGGUCCUCAGGAUGCAUCUGACGAGGCUGCUAAAGAGGAUGGUAGCCCCACUGAGGAGGCCGAGGAGGUUGAAGAUGAUGGUGAGCUUCCAGCCAUGAAGUUCAGAAACUAUCUUCCCCAUGAUGAGCAACUCCGAGGUGGCAAGCUGGCUCCAGUGUCUCUUCCUAAGUUUGAAGACCCAAUUAGUGCUGAAACUGCAGAACCAAAGGAAGUGGAGAAUCCUUUUGGAAACAUAGCCCCAAAGAAUCCAAAUUGGGAUCUGAAACGUCAUGUGCAGAAGAGAAUUGAUAAACUGGAAAGGCGCACACAGAAAGCGUUGGCUGAGAUUGCAUUGGAGCAGCAGAGGGAGAAGGAAGCCUUGGAGGAAUCUCAAGAUUGACCGACCUGUCUAAGUGACCGGUGGCUCAUAGAUGAUGGUUCGUCUCUCAAGCAGAGGUCGUAAUAUGUAAUAUACCUUUGGGAUGCUUGGUGUGAACUCAAGGAUGUAGCAACUUAAAAAACAUGAGAUGUGCAGUCCUGUUCUGUGUAGACCUGACCAAACAAAGCUUACUGAAUACAAAGCACGCCAUGCUGUGUUGAGCAGAGUGCAUUUGUUCUCUUACAUUUUGGCUUUGAGAAAACAA
Sorghum bicolor (sorghum) is the source of this 929-nucleotide messenger RNA. RefSeq names its product coiled-coil domain-containing protein 12. Gene Ontology annotation, cellular component: U2-type spliceosomal complex; post-mRNA release spliceosomal complex. The record is from RefSeq and is a predicted model, not a curated record. Lineage: Eukaryota; Viridiplantae; Streptophyta; Magnoliopsida; Poales; Poaceae. The transcript has 5 exons. Bases 149 to 685 code for a protein of 178 amino acids.